This is a messenger RNA of Lentinula edodes (shiitake mushroom), 1428 nucleotides long. RefSeq lists its product as uncharacterized. The transcript is spliced from 7 exons. The coding region runs from base 1 to 1428 and encodes 475 amino acids. The record is from RefSeq and is a predicted model, not a curated record. Gene Ontology annotation, molecular function: protein binding. Lineage: Eukaryota; Fungi; Basidiomycota; Agaricomycetes; Agaricales; Omphalotaceae.
AUGCCUCUAGACUCGCUCCCUUUUGAACUUCUUUCUGAAAUCCUUGAUUCGACUCGCGAUGUUGAGACACUUCAUCAAUGUGUAUUGGUCUGCAGUACGUUCAAGGAAGCUGCGUUACCGAGCCUCUACAGGACAAUUACAUUGAAAACUGUUCAUCAAAUGGACGAAGGUCUACAUUUCGGUGCUCUCGAAACAUUAGACAAGUACGUCUAUCUAAGGCCGUAUGUUCGAGAGGUCAAGUUCCUCUUCGUCCUCAGUGACUAUGCUCGUCGAACUCGUCGCACCAGUUCUGGUUACAAAGUGCCGCAGAACAUCUGGGUCAACUCUCUCGCAAAGCUACCCAACAUCACAUCUUAUACAUUCUGCCAUAUACCUUUCUUCUCGUUCCCUCAAUCUCAGAAUCGAUUCCUCCCUAUCCCACACGAGCAAAUCGAGCUGACUGUGGCUGCCCUCGCAAACUGCAGCUUGUUGGACGAGUUGAACCUUCUCUACCGUGCUACACCCUCAGAUAUAUCCCGCCUGAAUCAUCUAAAGAAUGUCCGUUCCAUACGACUAGGGCUUCCUUCAAGGGAGGUUCUUGUUGCAGUCCGUCCUUGGAUUGAACAGUGCGAUUCCUUUAGCGUCAGAGAUGCCUACGCCUUGGAUUCUUUGGCUACGAUACGACCUCACGUCUCAAACCUUUCAAUGCUCCAUAUAGGUCCUCACCACGCCCUUAGCAAUCGAGACCUGCUCCAACUUUUACACUGUACCAGUAAACUUCAGGAACUAGAUUUAUUUUACGACAAUUUCCUCAACGUUCAAUUGUUAAACAAGGACGACAGAUCAUCCCUAGGUUUGAAAAACCUUCACAAACUGGUGGUACGCCAUCAGGGUGUGUCUAACAAAUCCCAAUUCAUGGAACUAUUCACCUGGCUUGAGGCUGUAAUAUCGGCAUCUCCACUCACGUCAAUCUCCAUCCUUUCCGAUGACAGUCGGGAAUGCAAUUUCGCAAUGCCGCUAAUCAACUUGCUUGCCAAGAAACCUCAGCUGGAGUUCCUCAAUAUACCUCAAGUCGUCCUUCGACAACCGUCGUUGAGGACGCUGUUUGGACGGUUAAACAAUUUGCGGGUAUUGUCAAUCAUGCUUGUGGAUGUCAAUGUUCUAAGUUUCCAUACUUCCGCAUCACCAGGAGAACUCAAUUUCAAUCUCUCAGCUCUUUACCUCCGUUCGAGCAAGACUACAUGCCCAUACUCUUUAGUCACACCACAACUUCGUCAAACUAUAUCGUCUCUGCGUGGUAAUCCUGGAUAUCUACGUCGUUUGUGCCAAGAAAAGCAGACGUGGAAAGCAUUAUGGACCUCAGCUUUGCAGACUGAACGUGGGGGAAUCGAUCCCCUGAAAGAUGAAUACGGACUAUAUAGUAACGCAACAGAGGAGGAUGGGUGGUGA